GUAAUAAAUACCUACAUAUGAGCUUAACACCACUCCCAUAUGAGUGCCAGAAAUGUGUACUACAGUUCUUUGAAGCUAAUAGGAGAUUUAAAUUAGUGGAACGAUGUGACUCCCUAAAAGCAGCCGACAAAGCUGCUCCCCUCCACAUCUACAAGCUCUACAUGAAUCCCCGUGUCAUCCGAAUCAACCGACAUAGGUACACGUUAGGACUGCUCCGCCACCUACCGAAAGACCAUGUCUACUAUAGUCCAUAUAUCAACAAUGUGAACUUAGAUGGAGGUGCUGCCUAUGAUAUGGAUCAGUAUGGGCUUAAGGAUCCCCGCUGCAAUGAGGUUUUGAGCCCUGGAGAUUUGAAAGUUGAAAGCAAGGAAAAAAUUAAUAAUAUGGAGGAUAUGACAAUGGAGAUGUUGCAAUUUGCAAUGCGGGAUUUUAUAAGACCACAGGGGCGGAUGCAGGUGCAGCAGAGGGAAGACCCUGAAAGCUCUUCCGAAGAUGAUGAGGAUGAAGCAGAAGAUCUUCCAGCAGAAGGAUCAGAUGAUGAAGACGAUGACCCCCAGGAAGCUCAGAUCCGGCGUAUCCUCGGCGACGCUUACCUCCCAAGAGCACGCUAUUCAUCUUCAGAAUCCGAAGCAUCUGAAUCCGAAGACGAGCCAGACAUAGAUCCAGCAGUCACCGACCAACUCGAAGCAUACACGAAUCCAUACAGCUGGCGAGAGGAAAAUGAACCAGCUCCAUACAGAUUUGGCAUCAGAUUCCAAAGGAUGAACUUAGACUUCAGGCGGGACAGGGAGACUUUCCAUGGGAUCAUUGAGUAUCUGGAUUAUAACAAGAAAAUGUAUGAUGCGAUGAAGUAUAUCACAGAGAAGUUGUUCGGAAAAAGAGCUCACCCAAUUGUGAUAAAGACCCUGGAGCUUGGUGAUGCAGGUGGGGUCUACCGACUCCCCGAGAAUUUUAAAGUGAAAGUUUCCAAUAUGAGAUUUGGUACGGAGUUCGGACUGCUUUGGGAUGGUCUGAACAGUAUUUUCCACGAGAGCACUCUGCCUUUCAAGAGCUUGCAUAUGCCUCUAGAGCACGACCACCCAGUUAUCCAUGCCACCCAGCGUCUGGUUAUCGGAACUGAGAAAAUGUUUGGGGAGAACUUUGCCUGGAUCCCUUUCCUACUGAAGCUUCCACAGAAGAAUGUCUACAUGCUUCAUAGUCCACUGUUCCAUCAUGACUAUGUGCAGCUGAUUGAUAAUUGGAUCGAGACACCGAAGAGUAUUGGGACCUGCUUUACGUUUGGUGUUAAGCAGUAUCACGCCACCCAAUCCACAUUGAACUUGCUCGGGGAUCAUCCGAUGGUUGUGAGCAAGAGGAUGGAGGGAGUAGACUGCACCGAAUUCCCUCACUGCUUCAACAUCCCGCUGACCUAUGAAUCCGAGCUUAAUGUCUACGGUAAGAAGAGAACUGAAAACUUGGACCCUUUGGAGUUUAUGCCACAUGUCAGUUGGUGCCUGGUCUUCGAAGUGAUGCCAAUUGGAAGCGCUUUACCAUUGGAGGACUGAUUUUUCAAUUUGCUAAUUUUUUUUUUCAAUUAUGUCUUGUUGUCGUGUUUUUGAUAAUCUGAAAUUUGUUGCGUGGAUUUUAAUAAAAUGUUUUUUUGGU
This is a messenger RNA of Caenorhabditis elegans, 1644 nucleotides long. RefSeq names its product F-box C protein (gene fbxc-51). Lineage: Eukaryota; Metazoa; Nematoda; Chromadorea; Rhabditida; Rhabditidae. The transcript is spliced from 4 exons. Bases 18 to 1544 code for a protein of 508 amino acids. The record is from RefSeq and is marked reviewed.